AUGAAGGCUCGUCUUUUAUCCAUGCGUUCCCUUGCAUCCAUGCGUUCCCUUGCAUCCAUGCGUUCCCUUGCAUCCAUGCGUUCCCUUGCAUCCAUGCGUUCCCUUGCAUCCAUGCGUUCCCUUGCAUCCAUGCUUCUCUGCCCUCCCUUGACGUCACUUUCUUGUCGUCUCCGCAUGGGCCGGGGAUCCCCAGAGUGGCAGCAGCAUCUGCAGCGAGUGCUGCCGCCUCACGCCCUGCAGGGCCUGCGCACAGCGCUGCUGCUCGUGCCCUCGCGCGCCCAGCGCCUCGCUGCAGACAAGGCGUGGACGAGGGCGCAGCGACAGCUGGCAGGGCAGCAGGCCGAGCAGCAGGCAGAGCAGCAGGGGAUGCAGGAAGGGAGAGGUGGGGGAAAAAAGCAGCAUCAGGGGCAAGCAGCGGCUGUGGUGGGCGUGCAGAUUGCUGUGGCAGGCCGGCCCAGUCUUUCCGGUGGCUGUGCUGGCGCCGACCUGGUGUUGCUCUCCGCGGUCUGCGCCCCCCCUGCUGCGUCCGCCUCCACACGCGCCCUUCCAGCCGUCUGGCCUCCCUCCAGGUCGUUACUGGGCCUGCUAGUGUUGCUACUCAUGAUCCGCGCUGCUCUCUCAACCCCGGCACGUGUCCUCAUCAUCUUGGGCCACGAGGGCACCCUCUCAUCCGAUAGUGCCACGUGGCGCCGUGUCAUUGGCCACACCAAGGCCCACAGCAGGUUCUUUGAUGCAGAGCGACUGGGCGAGGCACUGAGGAGGGCGGUGAGGGCAAGGCGCGCGGCAGUGGACGAGAUGGCGCAGAUGCUGGGGGAGGCUACUGAAUUCGCGUCUGGGGGGGCUGUGGGAAGCGUCUCUGGAGGAUCCAUGCAGUGGCAUGAUCUGCUGUGGACGGGUCUGUUUUCGCCAUCAUUUGGAGAGGCUCUGGAGCGGCAUGAGUCUGCGGAGGUGCUGCUGCUGCUGUGCCGCAUACUGCAGGGACGGCAGGGCAGGCGUGGGGAGAAUGGCGGCAAGGCGCUGCAUCGCUGGCUGGAGGGCGGGGGCAGGGGGGCGGGGCGAGGGCGGGAGGAUGAGCUGUCACGGCAGCUUGGUGACAUCGUGCAUGUGGAUGUGGUCGGCGACCUUUGUCUUAUCUGGUCAACCGAUGUGUGCCAUGAAACGCUCAAGCAGGUGGUGAGGUUGUGGGCGCUCGUGCCGGAGAGCCAGUGCAGGCCAUGGCUGCACCGCAUAUCCGCCCACCUCACCUGCUACUCGCCUGCCUACCUGCACUACUGCGCUCUGCACCAGUACACAUGCUCCUCCUCACCUCGCCUGCGCGUGCCUGCUGCUGUGCAGCAACCCGGGAUACACUGGUGGCGCCCUCCCUCAGAGGCCCCCACCGAGGGGGCAGGGGACGCAGGGGACGCAGCGACACCACCAAAGUUCAUAGCGCUGCAGCCCGCCAUGGCACUCGCGCUGCUGGCGCAGGGAUCAGGUGCGCUCAGCGGUGCGCUGAGCCAUGUCCCCUUUGAGGUCAACGCGGAAGAGCGCGCUGCUGUCACCUGCCCCUCCAGCCUCGUCCUACAUGGCCGCUCUGCCCCUACAUACCCCUCCCUCACUCUCUCUCCCCAUCCCCACUCCCAGGCACGGACAAGACAACAGUCAUAUUCCACCGAGUUCUGCACCUGGACCGUCUCUUUGAGUCGACUCGAUAUCAACUCUCCCCAUUCCCACUCCCUCCCAGGCACCGGCAAGACAACAGUCAUACUCCACCGCGUGCUGCACCUGGACCGGCUCUUCCGCCUCUCUGCCCUCCCGCCCCACCUGCUCCUCGGACUGCCUUCUCCUGCCAACGCUUCAAUCACCGCACAGGGUGACGGCGUGGGUGAUGAUGUGGGGGAUGGGAGCGGGGGCGGGUUGCGGCAGGUGGUGUUGACUCGGAGCCUGCACCUGUGCGCGUCCAUUCAGACUGAACUCGUGAAGGCUGCACGGGCGAUAGCAGCCCUCGAUGCUUUCCAAGCCGGCUCGCCCCCGCCACUCCCCCAAGCGGGUCAACAUGCGCACGGAGCACAGGCAGCUGUUGCAACAGCCGGUCAACGCGUGGGGAGCAGGAGCGGCACGGGCAGCAACAGUGGCAGCGGCAGCAGCAGCGGUGGCAGGCUGUUAAUGCGGGAGGACCUGGAGAGCGCCCUUAUGGGGGGGUUGCCGCUGUGCAUCGCCGCCAUUCCGCCCACCGCGUUCCCCCUCGCGCUCACCCUCUCCAAGCUGCUGCGCCUGCUCGACGCGUCCGUCUCGCGCCCCUUCCUGCACUCCACGCGGCGCCGGCGCCGGCAGGAGGAGGCGAGGCAGCGCCUGGUGCUGGCCAUUGGCGUGAGUGGGCGGGGCGUGAGGCAGGCGUGGGAGGAGGGGCAGGUUGAGGGCGCGUGGAGUGGCCGUGUUGAGAAGGACCGGUGGGAGGCGAAGGGGGGCAGUGCGAAAGGGGGCAGUGCAAGGGGGGAAUGGAGGCGAGAAGGGGAGGGCUUGGGAGGAGGCGAGUGCAGCAGGAGUGGAAGAGGGCGGGAUGGCUGGGGAGGAUGGCGGGAGCAGCGGGUGAAGGGUGGAAAGGGGAAAGAAGCAGAGGAGGAAGGAGAAGGAGAGGAAGGGGAGGGGGAGGAGGACGUGGAGGUGGAUUAUGAGCGGUUCAGGCGGCACUACUGGGCGCACCUGGACAAGCGAGCCACCAACAGAGCUGUGAUGGAUGCGGCAUUCGUGUGGCGCGAGAUCAGCUCUCACAUCAAGGGCAGCCUGCAGGCGAUGCAGUCGCUGCAGGGGCAUGUGGGCGAGGAGGAGUACGUGGGGGGCAUGGUGGGCAGCAACGAACGCACGAGUGGCAUGAGAGGGGCGGACCGGCAGGCGGUGUAUGAUGUGUUCCGGGCGUAUGAGAGGAGGAAGAGGCGGCAGGGCGAGUAUGACUGCGCGGACCUAGUGGGGUAUCUGCACCGCGAGGUGCGGCGCAUGCGGGCGAGCAACGAGCCGUGGUGGGCUGUGGAGGAUGGCGUUGCCGUGGGUGGUGCAUCCAGCAGUGGCGCCAGUCGCGAUGGUGCCAGUCGGCGCACCACUGUUGGAUGCACCACCACUGGCAGUGUGCCGUCACAGCCGUCACAUGCACCACAGCCCAGCGGGUGCGUAGGUGCUGUGUUUGACUGUGUGGCGGUAGACGAGGUGCAGGACCUCACACAGGCACAGCUCGCGCUGCUGCCGCUCCUUUGCUCCAACGUUGCUUCUGGCUUCGUGCUCGCGGGUGACACGGCUCAGUCCAUCGCUCAUGGGGUGGACUUCCGCUUUGAAGACCUUGCCCGGGUUGUCUAUAGCGAGUUUCUGAAUAAAGGGGAUGAGUGUGGCAGGGUUGGGGGGGAAAGAGGGGAUUCAAUGGUGGGAAAGGGUGGCCAGCAAAUCUGGGAGAGAGGCGAGGGGCGGAAAGAGAGGAGCAGAAAGGGUCAGAGUAAGAUCAGCAAUCCUAGCAGCAGCAGCCGCAGCAGCAGCAGCAGCAGCAAUGCAGCGUCUCACCAGUUGGUGAAAUCUCUCCCCACGUUUCAGCUGGUGCGCAACUACCGCACUCACAACGGAGUGCUGCGCCUCGCAAACAGCGUCGUGCAGCUUCUGAAAAGCUUCUUCCCGCUGUCCAUAGACCGGCUGCAUGAGGAGCUGAGUACGGUGGAGGGGUGCAAGCCGGUGCUGGCGGCAGUUUCCUCCUCGUGGAAACACCAGCUCGCUCAGGGCAGGCCUCUCAGCGCCACUCAGGACGUACUACUUUUCAACUUCUUCACCUCACCGCACUCCACGGCACCCUGGCAUCUCGUGUACACCUACAUGCGCAGCACUGGCCUCUCACCGCGCUUUGGCGCCAGCCUGCCUUGUCGCUGCAGCACCAAGGGCCAUAGCAGCUGCAGUCUCUGCACUCUGGAUGACCUCAGGCACUGGUCGCUGUGCUCCGAGUUAAAGCAGCUGUACGUGGCAAUAACGAGGGCCAAGCAGAGGCUGUGGGUGCUGGAGGAGAGGGGGGCAGGCGAGCGUACGCCCAUGGGAGACCUGUGGGCGGCGAUGGGCAUUGUGGCAGUGAAGGAAGAAAGGGAGGUGUGCCCGGAGUAUGUGAAGCGUGUGUCCAGUGAGAAAGACUGGAAGGCGCUUGGCUUUACUUUCUUUCAAAGAGGCGAUUACGAGGCAGCUCGGGCGAGCUUUGAACGGGCUGGGGACACGGGCAACGCUCGCUUCGCUGAAGCCACCAUGUUCUAUGAGGCGGGCAUAGGGUGCACAGCACAGCCAUCUGCAGCCGCCAUUGCUGUAUCAACCUCCUCUGCAUCAUCAGCCUCGUCUGCGCUGCCCCCAGUGCUCCCGGACCUCUCUCUGCUGUCCUGCACCGAUCUGCUCCUGGCUGCGGCUCGUUGUUUUGAGGGCAUCAAGAGGGGCUUGGAGGCAGGCCGUGCGUAUGCCAAGGCUGGGUGCAAUGAGGAAGCAGGUAAGGGUUGUUUCACGUAUGCAUGGGGCGGUGAAGCACGUGCCUAUCUCACGCUCUGCCAACCUCCUGACCACGCCAACGCUGCACGGUGCUUCGAGAAGCUAGGCAGGUUCGCCGAAGCAUCUGAUUGCUACAACGCCUUGGGCGACAGACCCAGUGCCCUCGCUGCGUGCCUACGUGGCAGCAUCUUUGCCAAGGGCCUCUCACUGCUCGACAGCUGGCAGGCAGUGGCGUCUCACCAGGCCACGUCAGCACCGGCAUCUCACGGGGCAAGGCGAGAGGCACCUGAGGGAGCUGGCAGGUCUAGAGGAGCAGGAGGGCGAGGUGAGGCGGGUGCCGGGUAUACUGCUGAGAGCGGGAUGCUGCUGGAGGCAUGCACUCACUUGUGGAACAGGGGCUGGCCAGGGCGGGCCUUGGUGGCCUUUGUGCGGCACCUGCAGUGGCGGGUGAAUGCGGCGGGACUAGGGGCGUGGCGGGUGGGAAUGAGGAGGGAAGCAGGGGGCGGCAGCGAGGGGCAGGGGAGGGGCGUGGCGCUGAGCAGAGAGGAGGUGGCGAUGGCUCGGCGGCUGCGGGUAAUUGAAACGGAGAGUUUGGAGUUUGCAGACAGGAUGGAGUGUGAGGGGAGUGAUCUGGCGUGGGCCAAGGUGGAGAUGAGCGUUCUAUUGUUCGUGAUUGAGCUUCACUCUGAUGCUGCUGAUGCUGCUGAUGCUGCUGAUGGUGCUGAUAAUGCUGAUGAUUCUGCUGCUGCUGCUUCUGUUGCUGCUGGUGGUGAUGGUGGGAUCAGUGGCAAAGCAGGUUGUCCAGAUAGGCGUGUGUCAGAAGCUACAGACCAAGGGGCGGGGAGUGCUGCUAUGUGUGCAUCUUGUGUGGAGCUGGGCCGAGCAAAGAGUGCGGAAAGGGAGGCUCGCGUGUCGCAAGCGUGGAUGCUGGUAAGCCGGGGUCAGAUGCUUCCAGCAGGGCGCAUGGAGAUAGGCCCUCAGAGCGCUGCUGUAAACAGCAGAGCGAUAGGCCCUCAGAGCGCUGCUGUAAACAGUGGAGAGAGCAGGUUCAGGGGCGUGGAGCGGCAGAUGGUGGUGAAUGAGUUGAGCAAGGCGGAGUUGAUAGAGGUGGAGGAGCUUUGGGAGGGGGGUGACGUGCUGCGGAAGGGCUCGGAGCAGGUGUGGCGAGAGAGGCGGGCGGAGAGCAGCGGCAUGGAGCAGAGGGACAGCAGGGGUGGUGAGCAGAAGGGGCGUGUGGAGUGGAAGGGGGCGGAGCAGCUGCGAGCAGAGCUGAUGCUCGCUUACACCGGGCUGCAGGAGUCUCUGUGCUUGCUGCAGUGGGGGCAGCGCUGCCUGUUGCACUACCUGGAGGAGCAUUUUUCAGCUGAGCCUCACAGCAAUUGCCCCCGCCGCGAACCUGCUGCUCACACAUCUCAGCCUGCUGCCAACGCAACAGCAGCGGCUACAGCGUCAACGGCUGCAUUGACUUUUGAGUCGACUCAAAAGCCUGCUGCCAAUGCAACAGCAGCGGCUACAGCGUCAACGGCUGCAUUGGCCAGUCGUGCUGUCACAAUAUCAGCUGCAGCAGCAGCAGCUCUACAGGCGUGCAAUCUCCCGCGCCGUCCCUCUCUCUUCUCCACCACAAGGCGGCUCUCUGACUCCCACCUGCCCCACCUGCACGCCCUUUUCUCCCUCCUCUCCACCACCACCUUCCACCGCCGCAUCCUCUCCUCCUCUUCCCCCUCCUGCCAGAUCGAUGACAUGGGGUUGGCGUGGGCGCGUGGGGAGAAGGCUGAGAGGCUGUCCUCCACAGGGCGGAGCGGGAAGAUGGAGGGGAAGCAAGCUGUAAAGGCGGUGAAAGGGGUGUGGGAGAAGGAGUUUGAGAAGCGAUUGGAGGACACGAGGCGAGUGGUGUUUGAUGGGGUUCAGCUGUGCUCCUCUGCACUCAUAAGCUGCUCUGACAAGGUCACUAUGGCCACGUGCAAACAUCACAUGGCCACUGCUUCUGAACCACCGCUCUCUCUGCAUCAGACACCCUUCCCAUGCCCUUCUCUGCUCAGCCCCGUUCACACCCUCUUUUUCCUUUCUGAACCCUUCCUGUCGUUGCUCCCUGUCACCACACUUUCCUGCUCACGCUCUGCCUUCUUCCAGCCCUGUUCUCUCACUCCCACUCACAACCUCCUCACCUCCCUCCUCCUCCACCCCAGUCCUUCCUCCACGCACUCUCGCCUUCAUGCCCGCCUCCACCUCACGCUCCUUCAUCUCAAGGCUGCCCUCGCAGCCCUGCUGCUGCUGCCAGACAAUCGGCUGGAGAAGCGCAAGUCGAGGGAGAAACAAGCUGCCAGUGCUGAGGAGGGGAGUGGCGGAGCUGGAGGGGUGGGGGGAAGUGGAAGCAGGGGCGGGUGUGGUGGAAGCUGUGGUGAGGGUGAAGGCAAAGCGGGCGUGGGAUGCGAGAAUGGAGUGGGUGUAGCCUGGACCGCGCAUGGGGCAGCCGUGGGGAACACAGCAGGGCAACGUGUGGUUGGUGCAGUGCUGCAUGGCGCAUGUAUGGAGGAGACUGCUGGGCUUUCAGAGAAAGAGGCGUGGGGCAUCACACAGCUCCUGCUCGUGUCUACAGUCAACUCCUUUCCCGACCCUCGCAACCCUCCGUACUUCAAGCAACAGUUUGGCAGCUUGAAGGGAAAUCCUCUCAUGGCAACCUCUGUCAACGGCUUCUUUGAAUCACUCAGCACGCGAGCACUGCUGUACCAGCAAGCGUCCAACAUGUGGAACGUGCAUGGAGAUGCGGGACGGCAGGUUCCUGCCAUCUGCCUUGCGUCAUUGCUGCCUCCAUCUCCUCCUCCAUCUCCUCCUCUUGCUCUUCCCUGUCCUCCUCUUUCUGCUCCCUUCUAUGCUGCCCCCCCAAUCCUCCUCCCCGAUCCUUUAUCUGCGAUCUUCAACCUCCUGGCACCUUUUGCUGUCCACCUCGCUCGGCUCCUCUCUCUGCUGCUCCCUGUCUUACGUGCUGGUGCAACGGAAAGGGAGGGUGAAUUCAUUGGGCGGGCUAGGCUGGAGCUGGUGCGUGCGGUAGAGGCAAUGGGCAUUGACAUGGUUUGCCACUCACUCUCACAUUAUGAGAGCCACUGCUGCAAUUGGGGAAAGGGCGGAUGA
This is a messenger RNA of Closterium sp. NIES-65, 7602 nucleotides long. The record is from the annotation of a GenBank genome assembly. Lineage: Eukaryota; Viridiplantae; Streptophyta; Zygnematophyceae; Desmidiales; Closteriaceae.